Photinus pyralis (common eastern firefly) is the source of this 626-nucleotide messenger RNA. RefSeq names its product piggyBac transposable element-derived protein 2-like. The record is from RefSeq and is a predicted model, not a curated record. NCBI's taxonomy places the organism in Eukaryota, Metazoa, Arthropoda, Insecta, Coleoptera, Lampyridae. The transcript has 2 exons. The coding region runs from base 12 to 623 and encodes 203 amino acids.
UUAAUUUUUAGAUGGACACGAAAAAGUUUUAUAAUUUAUCAAAUCCUCGAGAUGUUGAAUUUUUGCUCUCUACAAUCAACGACGAUAUGGCUGUAGACUCUGAUGUUGGAGGUGAUGAUGAUGCUGACGAUAAUAUUCCUUCGUCCAGAUGUUCAAUUGCUCCAAGUACUUCAACUUCAUUCAGCAAUCAAUUUGAAGACAGUGAUAAUGAAGAUAGUGAGUCAAGUGAAGCAAAACCGCCCAUGUUUCAAGGAAGUACAUUUGACAGACCUUUCGGAAUAUCUAAGAAAGCCCAGUUUGAUAUUACAAGUCCACUAAGCAUUUUCCUCAAUGUAAUGACAAAUUUAUUCCUGCAGUAUAUUGUUGACCAGUCUAACUUGUACGCCAUACAAAGAGGUACAGUGUUAGGAUUGACAUUAGAUGAAUUGAAAGCCUACUUAGGUAUACUAAUAAUAAUGGGUUUUCAUACACUUCCCAGCAUUAGACAUUACUGGAGUAAGGAAAGUAAUUUUGGUGUUCAACGUGUUCAAAGCAUCAUGACUCUAAAACGGUUUUUAAAGAUAACCCGUAUGCUGCAUCUAAAUGAUAAUGAAACCAUGGCAAAAAAAAGAAAACGGGUAUGAUAA